This is a messenger RNA of Mus musculus (house mouse), 4091 nucleotides long. RefSeq names its product calmegin (gene Clgn). The transcript is spliced from 16 exons. Gene Ontology annotation, cellular component: endoplasmic reticulum; nuclear envelope; endoplasmic reticulum membrane. The coding region runs from base 298 to 2145 and encodes 615 amino acids. NCBI's taxonomy places the organism in Eukaryota, Metazoa, Chordata, Mammalia, Rodentia, Muridae. The record is from RefSeq and is a predicted model, not a curated record. Gene Ontology annotation, biological process: protein folding. Gene Ontology annotation, molecular function: calcium ion binding.
CCUGCAUCCUCCCGCGCGGCCGCUCGCGCACGCGCAGUUAGCAGUCGCUGCUGGGCGGCUGCCGGCGGGAUCGCUCUGGGGAGACGCCGGGCACCAAGUAGCGGCCAGUCGGACACCUGAGCUGCCGCUGCUGGACACAAGCCCGCAGGACAGAUUUGGGUAACCACUACCAGAUUCCAAUAUUGGACAUUUCAUCGCCCUCAAAGGAUAAGCCUCUAGCUCUCUCCCUGAGCCCUGACUAGCUGGUCUCUCAUCUGUUCUCCAGCUCUGUAGGUUUUCUGGCUUCUUUAAAGUGAAAUGAGAGUCGAUAUGCGUUUCCAGGGUGUUGGACUAUGUUUGGGUCUCCUGUUCAUCACGGUCAAUGCGGACUUUAUGGAUGAUGGUGUUGAGGUGGAAGACUUCAGUGAAAAUUCAGACGAGAGUAAUAUUAAAGAUGAACCUUCCUCGGGGACUUUUAAGUAUAAGACACCUCAACCUAUAGGAGAAGUAUAUUUUACAGAAACAUUUGAUAGUGGAAAUCUGGCUGGGUGGGUCUUAUCAAAAGCAAAGAAGGAUGAUAUGGAUUCAGAAAUUGCUAUAUAUGAUGGAAGAUGGGAAAUAGAAGAACUGAAGGAAAACCAGGUGCCUGGCGACAGAGGGCUGGUUCUGAAGUCUAAAGCCAAGCACCACGCAAUAGCCGCUGUCCUCGAAAAACCCUUUAUUUUUGCCGAUAAACCUUUGAUAGUUCAAUAUGAAGUAAAUUUUCAAGAUGGUAUUGAUUGUGGAGGUGCAUACAUUAAACUGCUAGCAGACACUGGUGAUUUGAUUCUGGAAAACUUUUAUGAUAAAACAUCCUAUACCAUCAUGUUUGGACCAGAUAAAUGUGGAGAGGAUUAUAAACUUCAUUUAAUCUUCCGACACAAACAUCCGAAAACUGGAGUUUUUGAAGAAAAGCAUGCCAAGCCUCCAGAUGUCGAUCUGAAGGAGUUCUUUACAGACAGGAAGACUCACCUCUAUACCCUUGUGAUGAAUCCGGAUGAUACAUUUGAAGUAUUAAUUGAUCAGAAAGUUGUGAACCAAGGGACCUUGCUAGAUGAUGUGGUCCCGCCUAUCAACCCACCCAGAGAAAUUGACGACCCCAGUGAUAAAAAGCCAGAGGAGUGGGAUGACAGAGCCAAGAUCCCCGACCCUACCGCCGUCAGGCCAGAGGACUGGGAUGAAAAUGAACCUGCCCAAAUAGAAGACUCAAGUGCUGUUAAACCUGAUGGCUGGCUUGAUGAUGAACCAAAGUUUAUCCCCAAUCCUAAAGCUGAGAAACCUGAGGACUGGAGUGACGACAUGGAUGGAGAAUGGGAGGCACCACAUAUUCCUAAUCCAGCCUGUCAGAUUGGAUGUGGAGAAUGGAAACCUCCCAUGAUCGAUAACCCAAAAUACAAAGGAAUCUGGAGACCACCAAUGAUCAAUAAUCCUAACUACCAGGGACUCUGGAGUCCUCAGAAGAUUCCCAACCCAGAUUACUUUGAGGAUGACCACCCCUUCCUCCUGACUUCUUUCAGUGCGCUGGGCUUAGAGCUUUGGUCCAUGACUCCUGACAUCUACUUUGAUAAUUUUAUCAUCUGUUCAGAAAAGGAGGUGGCCGAUCAGUGGGCUACAGAUGGCUGGGAACUGAAGAUAAUGGUGGCAAAUGCUAAUGAGCCUGGUGUACUCCGACAGCUGGUGAUAGCCGCAGAGGAGCGCCCCUGGCUCUGGCUCAUGUACCUGGUGAUGGCCGGCUUGCCCGUUGCAUUAGUUGCUUCCUUUUGUUGGCCAAGGAAAGUAAAGAAAAAAUAUGAAGACACGGGACCUAAAAAAACUGAAUUAUGCAAACUGCAAAGCAAGGCCGCUCUGGAACAAGAGGCAGAGGAGGAGAAGGCCCCAGAGAAGCCAGAAGAUGUGCAAGAAGAAAAGAAGCCAGGUGAAGCUGAGGUCGUCACCGUGGAAAAGGAAGUAAUUGGUGAACCGGAAGAGAAGAGUAAGGAAGACAGAGAAACUCUAGAAGGUCAAGAGGAAGUGAGCAAGCUGAGUAAAUCUGGAUCAGAGGAUGAGAUGAAGGACGCUGAUGAGAGCCCAGGAUCUGGAGAUGCCCCACUGAAGUCAUUGCGGAAGAGGAGGGUACGGAAGGAUUGAAGCGUCAAGGGUCGCAAAUCCCAGAGAGAGAGAGAGAGAGAUCGGGCAUCUAGAGUCAGGGUGUCCAGAAGGACAGUGACUGCGCAUCUGCACAAACUCUUUCUAAGUAUCUAGCAAUGUUACUCUUUCAGACACUUCUUUCUAUCUUUCUUUUGGGGGGUGGGGGGAAGUAACUUUGAAGUUAACUGGUCUUUGAAUUUAGAAUAAAAGAAAAGUGGCACAUUACAUGAGAGCCAAGAGAUUCGUCUCCUUAGAAGUUACAGCUUAACAGCUGGAAGGAAGGUCGUUUUGGUUUUAUGGAGAAAAAAUAAUGUGCUUUUUGUUCACCUGGUAUUGGAACACCUGCUACUGGGCUCUCAUCUGCAGAAAGGAGCAGGUUAGUUUUAUCCUGAGCUGUAGGUUUGCUCUGUUGUACAGGCUGAAGGUGAUAAGAGUCCGUGAAUGAUCGUUCAAUGCUGUCAGCACUAUAAAGAGUGUGUGAGCGAGCCACACUUCCCUGGCUUGAGUUACACUUUUCUUAAGUCAGUCCACUUAGCUUAGAGAUUCCCUGAAGAGGUGCUGUGUUGGCAGGCGUGUCAACUGAGUGGCUGUUUAAGAGUCACUCACUCCAUCACCGGGAAAUAUGCAAGCAUAGUUUACAAGAUAAUAGGCUUGUCAAAACUAAAUAACGUACACUUUUUUUUUCAAGCUCUUGUAGCCACUUCAUGCCCAGUGGCUUACCUCGUUCACCAAAUUGGGUGCACACUCACUGCUCUUGGAAAUGAAAUUUAAAUAUUUUUCCCAUCUAAAUUAUAUCCUCCGUAUGGCUCAUUAUUGGAAAGGUUUCUUUUAUUGGUGUGGGAUUCUAACGGUUGUAUCCAAUUCUGCCACUAUGUCUUUUUACCAUGCUUUCCUGCUGACAAGGUCACCCUCAGAGCUGCAUCUGAAGUGGGAGCCCAAACAAACUACCUUAUCAGCAGUAUUGCUGUAUUUAAAAUACUUUAUUGAAGAACUUUCUACUCUUAAGUACCAGGUGUCAACCCUUUGAAAGGCCAUUCAAGUCCACCUGAAGACCAGAGGAUGACUUUAGUACUGAGUCCCUAUGGAACUUCUUAUGAGUUGGGGUUUGUUUUGUAAAGAUGCACACCCCACCUUCUGACUCCCUCACAUAGGUACAUUCAGAACUCACACACUGAAAACAAACCCUAGCUUCACCUCCUUAAAGGGGGCUGAGCUGAGCUAAUGGCGUUGUUUGCAUCUUCCAUACUGGCAGAAGGGGAGGGAGUGCUUGCCCUGUGGCCAUGCACUGACGUUGAUAGACUCCUGGUGAACUUGUAACACAGCUAACCAUAACUAGAAUGUACUUAGCAAUAAUAGGGCUUAACAUAGCUUUCAAGGGCUCAUUUUUUUCCUUUGAAUUAGUCACUUGAACUAAUUAUAAAUAAAAAUGUAUCUCAAAAUAAAAAACUAUGCUUCAGAUAUUUAUACCUUGGUAUAAAUCAGGCUUGACCUGGGACUUGUGUUAAAGCUGUUUUAACUCUUGGCUGCAGAUUGACUCUGCAUGGACAUUUGACUAAACUCAGGAGCUUGCAGUGGUAAUGUCUGAGCAACCGAGUUUUAUUUUUAUAGUUUGUCAAUACAAGGGUUUACUCUGUAGCUCAAGCUGACUUGGAACUCCUAGAUAGCCCAGGCUGCACUUAGAUUGAUGCAAUCCUCCUCUAUCAACCCCUCAGUACUGGGACAGCAGGCGUGAGGAGCCAUGCAAACAUCACUACAAACUCCUGGCUGUGGAUGUGCCGUGGCUGACAGGUCACUAAACUAAAACCCUGUGGGGGACACAUGACAUCUAUGCAACUGAAAAGAGUUUUAGUGGCCAAGUGGUUUUUUUUCUUUAUUCUAGUCUGAUUUUAUUUUUUAUAAUUACUUGAAUUUAUCAUUUUCCCUAAUAAAAGAUAAAUAUAUAUGUA